This is a messenger RNA of Penicillium macrosclerotiorum, 2172 nucleotides long. RefSeq names its product E3 ubiquitin-protein ligase BRE1. The transcript is spliced from 6 exons. Gene Ontology annotation, cellular component: HULC complex; nucleus. Bases 1 to 2172 code for a protein of 723 amino acids. Gene Ontology annotation, molecular function: ubiquitin protein ligase activity. The record is from RefSeq and is a predicted model, not a curated record. Lineage: Eukaryota; Fungi; Ascomycota; Eurotiomycetes; Eurotiales; Aspergillaceae.
AUGCCGGCCGCCGAACCCCCCGUUGUGUCUUCAGAGACCGAUCUUGUCAAAAUGGAGGACCGGAAGCGGCCUGCGGCGGAUAACAAUGACUCGGCCCCGCCUUUAAAGAAACAAGCAACCACCGUGAAUGGUGCGAGCAAACCUCACCCUGAUGCAGAUAUGCCUUGGAAGGAUGACCUAGAGCGUUUCCAAAAAGAUGCGAUCCUGCGUCAAAUGCAAGAAUUCAAGCGCGAGAAGGUUGCUCUGGAGUCACGUUUAAAUCAAAUGACGAAGGCCGCCACCCAUCACAAUGACCACCUGCGUAUUAUUGACUCCUGGUUCGGUCAGUUGAUUGAUGAAGUGAAAGUUCUUCUGGGUUCUUCACAGGGAAUGAUCAAAGUAGAGCAUGCUUUCAAGAGUUCGCUGCAGUUUGAGGACCUCGAAGGGUUUGAAUCACACCUGAAGUCACGCUCUGAUGAUAUUCGUGAAAUAAUUUCUCAGUUUAAAUCCACAUCCGCCAAUGUGUCUCCCGAUGUCGCUGAGCUCCAGAGUCAACUUGCGAAGAAGCUUGCCGAGGAAAAGGCUACUAUUUCGGAACUUGAAAAAACCCUAGCUGAGAAGCAGCAGCUUGAAGAGAGUUUGGAAGCGGCUUCGUUACGAUACAUGGUGGCUGAAAAGAAACUUGAUCGCGCUCGAAGCUUAACGGUAGCCAAAUUAGAGAAGCAGUUUAUGCUUGGUGGUCAACGGCCUAGUUCGGACAGUGUGCAGACAAAACGGGAAGAGUCCUCUCCCGCAAAUGGUGGGACGCCCGUGGCGGAACGCAGUCUUGAGUUAGAGGAGACCAAUAAUAGGCUCACCGCAACUUUCGAGAAGCAAAAGGAACAGCUGCAGAAGCUGGAGGCUGAUAAUGCCAGUUUGCUUGGUCAAAUUAGUGAUUUGAAGAUUAAGUAUUCCAAGCUGACUGAUGACGAUUACGCCCAUACCGACCUUUUCAAGCAACUCCGAUCACAGUACGAAGAUGUAGUGAAACGUAUCAACCACCUGGAAGCAACAAAUGUGCAGCUGCGUGAAGAAGCUGAGAAAUACCGAUCGGAGCGGACUGCAUAUAAAAUGCAGGUGGAAGAAGAAAUCCGGGGCACUAUUUCUGAGAAAGAAGCUCAAUUAAUGCGGGCCGAGACCGAUUUAGCUCGGAUACGAAAUGCUCGCGAUGAACUAUUGGCCGAUCAGCAAAUGCGGAAAGCUUCACAAGACCAGGAGAAGGCUACCGCUGGCAAAGUCCAAGAGCUGGCCGAUGCUCGGGAAGCUCGAAUUACUGCUUUAGAGUCGGAGAUUGAGCGACUGCGCCUACAGAUUGAAGGAUCCAAAUCAGCUGAGAAUGUGGUCGAUAUGCCACUCGAGGAGCUCCGUUCCAAAUACACCAGUCUAGAACAACAAUAUUCCAUGCUCAACACGGAGUUGACAUCUAUGCAAAUGGCAUAUAAAAAGUUCUCAACACUUGCAUCCCAAAAGGUUGCGGACUUUGCCGCUAUGGAAGAGAAGGUUGCGCGAUUGACGGCUGAGAAGUCAAAGGCAGAUCAGAAGUAUUUUGCAGCCAUGAAGAGCAAAGAUGCUCGUGAUUUGGAGGUUCGCACACUCCGCAUGCAAAAUUCCAAGACAUCGGAUAUUGUUUCACAGCUGAAGGACUCCGAAUCUGCAACACGUGCUUUAUUGUCUAACAUGGAGAAACAAGCCAAUGAAACCAAGGAAGCUCUCAACUUGGCUCUUGACAAGCACCGAGCCACUCAACAGCAAUUAACUGAGAGCAAUAUUGUGGCCGAAGGAUUAAAGAACCAAGUCAAUGAAUUGAAGGCGCUAUCUGUCUCCAAGGACUCCACCCUAUCCAACACAUCUUCCGCCUUGCGUCAAGCCGAGACCGAGAUUGUUAGCCUGAAACAGUCGCUUUCAGACACAAAGAAGAGCUUGGAUAAUUGGAAAAACAAGAGUCUGGGCAACAAUUCUUCCGAAUAUGAGAUGUUGCGGACACUUGCCCUGUGCACGGUCUGUCGCCGUAACUUCAAGAACACAGUUAUCAAGACCUGUGGUCAUGUCUUCUGCAAAGACUGCGUCGAAGAACGCCUUACCUCGCGAUCACGCAAGUGUCCCAAUUGCAAUCGGUCUUUUGGAAGCAAUGAUCACAUGCACAUUACCCUUUGA